AUGACGAGUGAAAAUAUCUGGUCAAGAUUAAUUACUACUCGACAACUUUCAUCAAAUUAUUAUAUAAUAUCAACAUGUAUUACUGAUAUAUUAUAUCGUUAUUCACAAAAUUCAUCAAUAUUUGAUAAUCUUUCGCAAGCAUUAUUUUCUUCAUCAGUUGAUCAAAUAAAACUUUUAAAUGAUUAUUCAAAUAUUUUACAAAAUAUAUUAAAACAGAAUUCUUUACAUACGAAUAUAAUACAAAAUAUUCGUCGUCUUUUUCGUUCUGAUUUAUGUCUCAAAGAAUUAUUUUCAACUAUUGUUGAUGAAUAUUGCCAAUGUCAUGAAUGUGAUUGUACAAUAUUGAAUAGGUAUUAA
Molecule: messenger RNA, 357 nt
Organism: Rotaria sp. Silwood2
Lineage: Eukaryota; Metazoa; Rotifera; Eurotatoria; Philodinida; Philodinidae
Source: the annotation of a GenBank genome assembly